Messenger RNA from Fukomys damarensis (Damara mole-rat), 4781 nucleotides. It is a transcript of the gene Lrif1, whose product is annotated as ligand dependent nuclear receptor interacting factor 1. The transcript is spliced from 4 exons. NCBI's taxonomy places the organism in Eukaryota, Metazoa, Chordata, Mammalia, Rodentia, Bathyergidae. Gene Ontology annotation, molecular function: nuclear retinoic acid receptor binding. Gene Ontology annotation, biological process: regulation of DNA-templated transcription. Bases 208 to 2493 code for a protein of 761 amino acids. The record is from RefSeq and is a predicted model, not a curated record.
GGCUCUGCCGCGAGCCUUCCGGUUUCUCAGAAUUGCACCGCCUCUUUUCAGAGGUUGGGAAUACGCAGUUCACCCAAGCCAGCCGGCGCUCUCCGUAGUUGCUGGCAACUGCAGCCCAGUAUUUUCUCGCUCCAGUUCUCUCUCUUAAGAAAACCCUGGCGGUAAACUAGCCACGUUCCUAGAUGUACUGUCCCUCACCCCUCUAAAAUGUCCAAUAACCUACAGAGAGUCUUCCUGAAACCCGCUGAAGAAAAUUCAGGCAACGCCUCGCAUUGUGUUUCAGGCUGCAUGUACCAAGUAGUUCAGACGAUUGGCUCGGAUGGAAAAAAUCUUCUGCAGUUACUUCCAAUUCCUAAUUCUUCUGGAAAUCUUAUUCCGCUAGUUCAAUCUCCAGUCAUGUCUGAUGCUUUGAGAGGGAAUACAGGAAAACCAGUGCAAGUUACUUUUCAGACUCAGAUUUCCAGCUCCUCUACAAGUGCAUCAGUUCAAUUGCCCAUUUUACAGCCAGCCAAUUCUUCAAACUAUUUUCUUACAAGAACAGUAGAUACAAAAGAAAAAGGUAGAGUUACUUCUGUGGGAACUGAAAAUUUUGUUUCAUCAUAUUCUAAGGUUAAGAGUCAUGGUGUGAAAAUUGAUGGACUCACCAUGCAAACAUUUGCUGUUCCUACCUCAACACAAAGUGAUUCAUCUUACAUUGUAGUCAAUUCCCCAAGUCUUCCAGUGAAUGUGAAAUCUCCAGUUUUGCCUUCUGGGCAUCAUUUACAGAUUCCAGCCCAUGCUGAAGUGAAAUCUGUACCUGCAUCAUCAUUGCCUCCUUCAGUUCAGCAAAAGAUACUUGCAACUGCAACCACAAGUACCUCAGGAACAGUUGAGGCCUCCCAAAUACCAACAGUUAUUUAUGUAUCUCCUGUAAAUACAGUGAAAAACGUAAUUACCAAGAACUUCCAAAAUAUUUAUCCAAAACCUGUUAAAGAAAUAGGAAAACCAGUGAUACUAAAUACCACACAAAUUCCAACGAAAGUUGCUACAGAGACACAAUUAAAAGGUGGUCAGCAUUCUCAAGCUACUCCAGUGAAAUGGAUUUUUCAAGAAAAUCUACAGCCUUGUACUCCAUCUCUUGUUCCUGUUAAAUCUUCAAAUAAUGUGGCAUCAAAACUUUUAAAAAGUUUUGUAGAUAGGAAAAGUUUGGGAGAUAGUACUAUAAAUAUGCCAUCGCUGAGUACUGUCAGCUCUAGUGGGACACAAUCUAUGAGUGUGCCUAUAAAAGAUAAUGCAUUGGUUAUGUUUAAUGGGAAAGUCUAUCUGUUGGCUAAAAAGGGAACAGAUGCUCUGCCUUCACAAACUGACCAACAGAAUUCUGUUUCUGUUGAUGCUUCAUUAAGAAAAGACACACCACAGGUAGUGAGUUCAAAUCCAGUUACAGAAAUAUCCAAAGAGGUUGUAAAUAUUGUUUUAGCUAAAAGUAAAUCUUUCCAGAUGGAGAUAAAAUCACUUUCAAAUACUCAUCUUUCUUCCAUGGUCAAUUUAAGUUCAGAGAAGAAUAAAAAAGUGGAGAAACCAUCUCUUUCUACCACAAACCCAAAUACUAUGAACCAAUCCAGUAACUACCCAAAACAGAGUAAGACUUUAUUCACAAAACCACUCUUUCCAGAUGGAUUUAGUACAGGACAGAGUGCCCCGAGAAAAAGAAAUAUCAUCCAGAGCAUAGAGAAAAUAAGUUCCUCAGUUGAUGCAACAGCUGUUACUUCACAACAGUGUGUUUUCAGAGACCAAGAACCAAAGAUCCAGAAUGAGAUGGCAUCGACAUUAGAAAAUUGUACUCGAGAAAGCAAGGUGGAGAAAGAUUCUCAAGAAUGCAUUAAUAAGGCAUCACAUUUGAAGAGUGAUGCUGAAUUUAAAAAGAUAUUUGGUCUCACUAAAGAUUUGAGAGUUUGCCUUACUCGAAUUCCUGACCAUUUGGGCUCUGGAAAAGGUUUUGAUUACUUCAGCAGUUUGGUGAAGAGUGGUACAUACAAAGAGACAGAGUUUGUGGUAAAGGAAGAGGAAAAAAACCAGAAUUUUGGUAAGAAAAGAAAAGCAAAAACCAUUAAGAAGAUGGAUCACACAAAGAAGAGAAAAACUGAGAGUGUUUUUAACACAGUCACAAAUGGGGAAACAAAUGUCACCACUUCUGAAACCCUUAGCAGUAUUUUCUCAACUUCACAUAUAUUACAACAUGACAUUCUCCCAAGCCACAGCAAAACCAGAGAAGAAAAGAGAACCAAUAUAAAAUACUGUUCCCAAGAGAAGCAGCAGAAAGGUACAUUGAACUCAAAUAUAAUGUUUGAGCCAAGUCAUUCCUUUAAUAAAAAUUAUACUGAAGAUAUUUUCCCAGUGACACCACCCGAAUUGGAAGAAACCAUCCGAGAUGAAAAAAUAAGAAGACUUAAACAGGUGCUGAGAGAGAAAGAAGCAGCUCUUGAAGAAAUGCGUAAGAAGAUGCAACAAAAAUAAAAUGUCCUAUACUUAAAGACUUCAGUGUAAUAACUUUUAAAAAUAGGCCUUUUUAUUAAUAAAGUAGUCACCCCGUAUCUACCAGGGAUAUGUUUUAUGACCCCCAGUGGAUAUCUGAAAUCAAAGAUAGUGCUGUACCCUGCAGUUUUUGACAGCCACUCCAGUAACCGAGACAGUGACUUAAAUACCAGUGUGGAUACCAUGGACAAAGGUGUGACUUAUAUUCUGAGCAGAACAGCGUAAGAUUUCAUUGCACUACUCAGAAUGACAUAAAACUUAAACUCAGGAAUUAUUUCUUCCUAGAGUUUUCCAUUUAGUAUUUUGGACACCACUGAAAUCAAAACUAAAAGACUACUGUAAGUUAAUUAUAGAUGCAUUCUGAAAGUGUUUUUAAAUAUGAAACUUUCAUCAAUAGAUUACAAAAUUUUAUUUAAGGAGUACAGAAAAGCUUGAUUCACAUGAUAUAUGACUAAUAUACAUGAGAUACCUGAACCAUUGUCUUUAGAUACCUUUUUUGGAAGGAAAAAUUCUUUAUUUUUCUAUUGUCUUAACUGAAGUUUGAGUAUUUGUACCGGGUUUUUGUUAUUGUAUCUUUAGCUAAAUUUCUCAUGUGUUGCUUCAACAGUAGUUGUUAUAUACUGUUGAAAUCCUGCAAUUCAAGAGAGGAAAUAAGCUGUAAACAUAAGUUUACCAUUGAAUUUGUAUAUGUACUCUUGAUCUUAUGCAUAAAAUGAUGAUACUUUCUAGUCACCAGUUAUUUUGUUAAUUUCAUGAAAGAAAAUAUAUUACACAGCAGCAUUAUUUAAAUGUUGAGAUAUUUCUCAAGUGUGAAGGAUACUUACAACUCUACAAAGUUAUUUUGUAAAUCCAAAACAGUAUUUAGAAUUCAGGCUUUUUGCGUAUUUAAUGUAUUAUUAGCUUAAAGUGAUGUAUUGUUAGGCAGCAAUUCAUUCUCUUUCUCCAUUUCCUUUUUUUUUUUUUUGUAUAUGUGCAUAUGUUAAAUAGCAUGAAAAGUAGAUCUGAACACAUUUAAUACUUUUUAACCUGUAUACUUUCCUUAAUAGAGUGGUACUUUUUCUGUCUGGCUAAUUUUUGAUUUGGGAGAGAUUGAGGGAAUAGUGUGGGCAUAGGGAUUAAGAAGGGAGAAUAUUAAAAAUGAUUAACAAGUCCUAGAAAUAAGACACAUUUAAGAAAAACUACAAUGACAAUAAAAGAAAAUAGAAAAUACUGAACAGGAGGGAAACAAGUCCAUCAACUAGGCUCUUUUUAGUAGCAGCUUUAUUGAAAUAUAAUUCACAUACUAUAAAAUUCACCCUUGGAAAGUGGUUUUAUUUAAAGGUGUGCAGCUACUAAUACUUUAGAACACUUUCAACAUCCUCGAAGUCAUGACCAUUAGCAAUCACCUCAUUCCUCAUUCCCCCAUCUAAGCAACACUAUUGAGAACAUUUUGUAUACAUGAAAUUAUAUAAUUACUUUUGUAACUUAUUUCACUUAAUGUUUUCAAGAUUUGUUCACAUUGUAGCAUGAGUAGAUACUUCGUUAUUUAUUGCCAAAUAAUAUUCCAUUGUACUGUUAACAGUGAUUCCUCAGUAUCUGUGGAGGAUUGGUUACAGAAACUCCAAAGAUAUCAAAAUCUAUUGAUGUUCAAGUCUCUUAUAUAAAAUGGCAUAGUAUUUACAUAUGUUAUGUCCUGUAUGAGUAAUAUAUAGAUAUUACUUAUAAUACCUAAUACAAUCUAUGUAUAUAAUACACUGGAGAAUAAUGACAAGGAAAAAGUAGAUAUAUUUGGUUGAUACAAUGUUGUUUAUGUUAUGGAUAAAGUGGGCUGCUUGUACCACACUUAAAUGUUCAUCUCUUAAAGGCAUUUUGUUUAUUUCUACUUUGGGCAACUUAAAAUAUUUCUGUGAAUGUUAAUCUACAAGUUUUGUGUGAACAGUUUCCAGUUCUUUUGGGUAUAUACUUAAACAUUUUAAUUUUUGAGUCACACAAUAACUCUUAGGCUUAAUAUUUUGAAGCAUUGCUAAACUAUUCCAUUCAGGUUUUGCUCCCCCACCUUCACUAAAACACGUUUUGUCAAAGUCACCAGUGAUUUCCAUGUUACGCUGUCCCCGGGUUAGUUUCAAGCUUUGUAGUUUAUCAGUAGAAAAAAAUCAUUGCUUCCUUUCAUAAAUGUAUAAAGUAUAACAGAAGUAAUGUAUGCAUAUUGUGGAAAAUAUAGCAAGCUAAAAUAUUAAAAAUUAAAAUACACUCAAAAAUUAAAAUAUCAAGCUUCCAUUAUUGAAAGUUUA